Gambusia affinis (western mosquitofish) is the source of this 2134-nucleotide messenger RNA. RefSeq names its product integumentary mucin C.1-like. The record is from RefSeq and is a predicted model, not a curated record. The transcript has 4 exons. The coding region runs from base 87 to 749 and encodes 220 amino acids. Lineage: Eukaryota; Metazoa; Chordata; Actinopteri; Cyprinodontiformes; Poeciliidae.
UGGUUUUACUGGAAAUAAGCACAUCCACAUCCCCUCAGGACUAAACUCAGACGUUCCUGGUUUUGAGCCUCAGUUUCUCCAAAACGAUGAAGAACAAUCUGUGUGUAGCGGCACUUUGCCUCCUGAGUACAGUAACCCUGUGCCGAGCGACCACCACUCAGGCUCCAGUAAUUUUAACUGGGUCAACGUCGGCUCAUGGAACACAAACUACUACACCCACCACACCCACCACAGCUACCACAGCUACCACUGCUACCACAGCUACCACAGCUACCACAGCUACCACAGCUACCACAGCUACCACAGCUACCACAGCUACCACUGCUACCACAGCCACUACAGCUACCACAGCUACCACAGCUACCACUGCCACUACAGCAAGAACUGAUACACCCACUACACACACUACACACACUACAGCCCCAACCGAACCCAAUUCAACCUCAACUGGUGGACCCACUGUAGCGCCAACUGGUAAACAGACUAGCGCUUCUACUGGUGGACCCACUGUAGCACCAACUGGUGGACCCACUGUAGCACCAACUGGUGGACCCACUGUAGCACCAACUGGUGGACCCACUGUAGCACCAACUGGUGGACCCACUGUAGCACCAACUGGUGGACCCAUCCCCAACCCUUCAGGACUCUCAGGAGGAGCGAUAGCUGGCAUCGUCAUAGGAACAAUUGCUGGAGUGGGCUUACUGGGCGGCGGUAUCUACGGUCUGCUGAAGUACACCAAAAAAAUCUGAGACUAACACCAUUCAAAUUAUGAUUUAUGUGGUCACUCAUUGCACAAUAAACAAUUUCCUACUCCAACGUUACCCGAAACCCUGACCUGGAGAACAAGAGAAUAAGACGCUUUGUCUGAAAAGUUGAUUUGAGAAGAAAAACUUUUCCUACAUGAUAAGGAGGCCAGAAGAAAACAUUGUGCUCUUUAAUUGUAUUUCUAAAAUGAAAGGAAAACUAUUUUACCCACUUAAAAUGUGCUGUAAACGGUUACACUGUCAAAGUUUAUUUCUCAUUAAGAGGUGAUAAUUUUUUUUUUUUAAAGAAACAUAUAUUAAACCUGCCAUGAUCAUUUAUUGUAAAAGACAAAAAAAACCUUUUUGUAAUCUAAAUUCAUCUGAUGAUCUCAUAAUUGUCUUUUUUUAAUUGAAUGAUUAAAAAAGAGAAGAAAUAAAACAAGUAAAAAGUGAUACUUUAUUAAAAAACAGACUGGAUCUAAAAAUAAAAGACUUAAAAAAAACUGGGAGGUCAUAAUUUUUGUAAAAACAAAUGUUUCUAUGUUUGAAUAUUCCCAAACAGCCGAACAAGCAGUCCAGCCAUUAUGGAUAUUAACUGCUCCACUGUAGGCUAAUCGCUAAUUCACAACAAAUGUUUCGUACAGUCAUGCAAAUUAUUUACUUACUUCCGUUUGACACCAAAUAAAGUGGUGAGAGAGCAUGAAUUAUUGCUGAAGGAUUUGUUCUUAUGAUGGUUGAUGCUAACUGCUAAUGGUAAAAACUACAUCUUCCACAAAACUAAUGCUGUUAAUUUCCUGCAAAAAUAACUAUUCUGUUCACUGUAAAACUCUUAUCUGUUCAUUAACAACCUCUGAAGCAAGUACUCAGAUUUUAAAGAAAUCACUCGUAUUUCCUGCUGUCGCUACCUAUGCUAACGCUACACUGUACAGAAAUAGGAUCAGCUAUUGGAGACUCAGUUUUAGUUGAUUUACUUGUUUUUUCUUUCAGUUCUUCUCUACAACAGAAAACAAACAAUACGAAUCUGUUAAACUGACUUAAGCAAAGUCAUUUUCAAACAUCCGUUGCAGCUGCACUGCUAGCGCUAGCGUGUACAUAAAAAUAUCAAACAAGAGAGGCUCGGUUUCAGAUGGGAUAUAUUUUGUUUUUUUCUGUAAAAGAAAACUAACAAAUCGUGAACAAUCCCAGAACCUUUAAACAAACUUAUCAUACAAGUUUGAUAACUUGUAUCAACUAUCAAACUGCUAAUUUUUAGCAGUUAAGACUGCAAUGAAUCACAUUGAAUUUUGUGAUUCAAUGCAGCUCAUACUUUUGCAUGCUUUCAAACACUGUAGAAAAAUGUCUGAUUUAUUAUUUCUCUGUGAAAUAAAGAUAUGAAUAAACAUCCACGUGAA